AUGGACGUGGAGAAGGUGACGGAGGUGGCGCCGGAGGUCGACGACGACGGCCGUGUAAGAACAGGAACGGUAUGGACGGCGACGACGCACGCCAUAACGGCCAUCAUCGGGUCCGGCGUGCUGGCGCUGCCGUGGAGCGUGGCGCAGAUGGGGUGGAUCCUCGGCCCCAUCGCCCUCAUCGGCUGCGCCUACAUCACCUACUUCACCGCCGUCCUCCUGACUGACUGCUACCGCUCGCCGGACCCCGUCCACGGCAAACGCAACUACACCUACAUGGACGCCGUCCGCUCCAGCCUCGGGCCUAGGGACGUAGCUGUGUGCGGCAUUGCACAGUACGCGAUCCUCUGCGGCGCCAUAGUUGGUUACACCAUCACAGCUGCCACGGGCAUCAUGUCCGUGGUGCGCAGCAACUGCCGCCAUUACAAGGGCCACGGUGCGAACUGCAGCCAGGAAGGGACGAUGUACCUCGUGCUGUUCGGCCUCGUGGAGGUAGUGCUGUCCCAGUUACCGAGCCUGGAGAAGGUCACCUUCAUCUCGAUCGUCGCCGCCGUCAUGUCCUUCACCUAUUCGUUCGUCGCGCUCUUCCUCAGCGCCGCCAAGUUCGCGGCCAACCACAGGGCCUACGGCACCAUCCUCGGCAGUAAGAUCGGCGGCCCCGGCGGCGUGUCCGCGCCGACCAGGACGUGGAACUUCCUGCAGGCCCUCGGCAACAUCGCCUUCGCCUACACUUACUCCAUGCUUCUCAUUGAGAUCCAGGACACGGUGAAGUCGCCGCCGUCGGAGAACGUGACGAUGAAGAGGGCGAGCCUGUACGGCAUCGGCGUGACGACGGCCUUCUACGUGUCGCUCGGCUGCAUCGGGUACGCGGCCUUCGGCAACGACGCGCCGGGGAACAUCCUCACGGGCUUCGACGAGCCCUUCUGGCUCGUGGACCUGGCCAACGUCGCCGUCGUCAUCCACCUCGUCGGCGCCUACCAGGUGUACGCGCAGCCCGUGUUCGCGUGCUACGAGAAGUGGCUGCGGAGCCGGUACCCAGAGUCGGGCUUCUUCCACCGGGAGUACGCGCUGCGGCUGCCCGGAGGACGCGCGAUGCGGUUCACCAUGUGCAAGCUGGUGCUGCGCACGGCGUUCGUGGCCGCCACCACGAUCGUCUCGCUGAUGCUGCCUUUCUUCAACGCGAUUCUGGGGCUGCUCGGCGCCGCCGCGUUCUGGCCACUCACCGUCUACUUCCCGGUGACCAUGUACAUCACGCAGGCCAAGGUGCCGCGCGGCAGCCGCAAGUGGCUGGCGCUGCAGGCGCUCAACUUCGGCGCGCUCCUCGUGUCGCUGCUCGCCGCGGUGGGCUCCGUGGCCGACAUCGUCCAGCGCCUUGGGCACGUCACAAUGUUCAAGACCAAGCUGUGAUUGAUCGAUCGUUGGCCAGCUGAACGCUUCUGCUGUUCUGCAUAUUUGCUUCACUGUUCUGCUGCCCUGUUUGCUAGCUAGCUGUUGGGACGGUUUGGUCGUGUUAUUAUUGUGAGAGCUACGUUUGUUAGUGUGUAUGUUGAUUGUCAUGGUUAGGGUGGUCGUGUACCGAAGCGAUGGUUGGGUACU
Molecule: messenger RNA, 1593 nt
Organism: Lolium rigidum
Lineage: Eukaryota; Viridiplantae; Streptophyta; Magnoliopsida; Poales; Poaceae
Product: amino acid permease 1-like
Exons: 5
Coding region: 1-1404 (467 amino acids)
Cellular component (GO): plasma membrane
Source: RefSeq, a predicted model, not a curated record